AUACAUGUUCCACUCGGCAGCCAGACUUUUCCCCCUCCACCAUCCCGUACCUUUCCUCUUCCUUCCCGAUCCACUCCUCUCCCACGCUGCUCUCAUACUCUGACCUACCCAAGCCCAAGCUCCAAUCCAUCCAAACCCAACGAGCUCCUAAAAUCUCCUCCCAUACGCCACCGCCGCCGUGCCCUGGAGCUAAGCGUCACCGCCGGCGCCUCACCCACCCAACUCCUUCGCCCCCCACGCGCGUCGCCGCCAUCGCCGCCCUCGUUUCUACCCCGUCGCGUCACCGCUGACUCCACCCCCGCCUGCAUAUCCGACAUCGGUUCUUGAGAUCCGCCCUGGCCUCCUCGGCGGCCGAGAGGAGCCGCUCCGGGCUCGGGUCAGGUUUCCGGUACCUCACCGGAGCCGCCACCGGGUGGUGGGACCGGUGGAUGGUCAUGGGAGCCAGCGGCUCCAAGCUCGAGAAGGCCCUCGGCGACCAGUUCCCUGAAGGCGAGCGCUACUUCGGACUCGAGAACUUUGGCAACACCUGUUACUGCAACAGUGUACUCCAGGCACUUUAUUUCUGCACUCCGUUCAGGGAGCAGUUACUCGAAUAUUAUACGAAUAACAAAAAUCCUGGAGACGCAGAGGAAAACCUUUUGACUUGUUUGGCGGAUCUUUUCAUGCAGGUAAGUCAAUCCAAGAAAAAGACAGGCGUUAUUGCUCCAAAACGUUUUGUCCAAAGAGUGAAGAAACAAAAUGAAUUAUUUCGCAGCUACAUGCACCAGGAUGCUCAUGAGUUCUUAAAUUUUCUCCUGAAUGAGCUUGUUGACAUUCUGGAGAAAGAGUCCAGUGCUGCGAAGGACUCCCCCCAAUCAUCAUCUCCUGAAAAGGUUCCAAAUGGGCCAGUCCAACCAUUGGCCAACGGAGUUAAAAAGGAGCCGCCUGUUACCUUGGUUCAUAAGAAUUUCCAGGGCAUACUGACCAAUGAAACCAAAUGCUUAAGAUGUGAGACAGUAACUGCAAGGGACGAAACGUUUUUUGAUCUGAGUGUUGACAUUGAGCAGAAUAGUUCCAUUACAAGCUGCCUGAAAAAUUUCAGCUCCACUGAGACUUUAAAUGCUGAGGACAAAUUCUUCUGUGACAAAUGCUGCAGUUUGCAAGAAGCACAGAAGAGAAUGAAGAUCAAGAAGGCUCCCCAUAUAUUGGUGAUCCACCUAAAGCGCUUUAAGUACAUUGAGCAGCUUGGGCGGUAUAAGAAGCUUUCAUAUCGGGUUGUAUUCCCCAUGGAGCUGAAGAUGGGCAGUACAUCUGAUGAUGUAGAUACCGAGUAUUCUCUCUUUGCUGUAGUGGUCCAUGUUGGAAGCGGCCCCAACCAUGGCCAUUAUGUUAGCCUCGUUAAAAGCCACAACCACUGGCUGUUCUUCGAUGAUGAAAACGUGGAGAUGGUUGAAGAGUCGACCCUGCAAACAUUCUUCGGUUCUUCGCAUGAGUACUCAGGCAACACAGAUCAUGGAUACAUCUUGUUUUACGAGGGCCUUGGUGGGAAGAGUUUAGGUUGAUUUUCCCGGUUGUUUUUCUUUUCUUUUUUCUUUGGAGCAUGCAAGCUUACUGUUGUAUGUACACAGCUAUUUCAUCACCUCCAUGGUAAAUUGUUAAUCUCAGAGAUUGUGAGUACGAACUGAGGAAAGCCAGAUUUUUUGUGGUUCUA
This is a messenger RNA of Hordeum vulgare subsp. vulgare (domesticated barley), 1690 nucleotides long. Its product is annotated as ubiquitin carboxyl-terminal hydrolase 4-like. Gene Ontology annotation, molecular function: cysteine-type endopeptidase activity; cysteine-type deubiquitinase activity. Gene Ontology annotation, cellular component: nucleus; cytosol. NCBI's taxonomy places the organism in Eukaryota, Viridiplantae, Streptophyta, Magnoliopsida, Poales, Poaceae. Bases 429 to 1541 code for a protein of 370 amino acids. Gene Ontology annotation, biological process: protein deubiquitination. The record is from RefSeq and is a predicted model, not a curated record. The transcript has 7 exons.